Molecule: messenger RNA, 3429 nt
Organism: Rhipicephalus microplus (southern cattle tick)
Lineage: Eukaryota; Metazoa; Arthropoda; Arachnida; Ixodida; Ixodidae
Source: RefSeq, a predicted model, not a curated record
UGUAUCCCCAUCCUGCCGUCGAGCAAACGCGCUGCCACCAACGUCUCCGGUCUGCUACUCUGUUUCCGUUAUCGCUGUUCACCGAGCACGACGUCUCGUCUCAUAUUACUUGGUUUUCGUGGCAAUGAGUUCUUGCUGAGAAGUGCAAGCUCACAUGGGAACGGACAUGCGACGUGUACGACGGGUGAACCUCGCAUCGGACCUGCGGUCAACGUCCAGUGUGAAGCUGUGCCGGUGCGGGAGGUGCGUUCGCUUUCGUUUAUGCCCGAUCUGCGAUCGGGCUUGCUGCGCCGGAAUAUGGGGAGGCCCGCAAAUUUCAAGAUACCACUGCAAGCGACCUGCCCACGGGGCUUGUCAUAUAGAGAACCAUACAAACGAGUGAGAGUGGCUGUGGCUAUCGCAAUCACUUGCACGCUGUUCCUGUGCCUGCUACCACGACGUGGUGCUUUCAAGACAGCUCUGGAAUCGGUGAAUUACGAAGAGAUUCGUGUCAAUGUGCUCGCCAUACGCGACCGCGCAGCAAGGAACGCAAGCUACGCGACCUCACGCAGUGUUGCCGAAGAUACGACACUGGCUGCGAACAGGCACUUCGUGGUGAACACAGCACAAUGCAAGAUCCCGAACAUUGAUCCCCUCGACCCCUCCAUAGCGGCGUUUGUGAGCAAGUCGUCGCCCGUGGACUGUUCUUCGGAUUUUCCGAAUAUAACGUUUGUAAAGGAUAAGCGGAUCUAUAUAAAUGCAGCUGUCAUAGGGCGAGUACUUCAGCAGCAUUCUCUGGAAAAUGUCCACUGCUGUUAUCGACCUUUCUUCAGAAACCUGAAGCCUCGAAGUGACAAUGACGUUGUGUUUCAAAGUGAGUGCAUCCUUUUCCAGGACGGCACUAAGGCAACUCACGAGUUUGUCAAAGUGGAGUGCUACAACAAGGCAACACUGUUCUACGUCAACUACCACGCUUUCGUUUAUCCCAAGAAAUCGUACCAGCAUCGAUUCAAGGAACUCUACAAGCCAGAGCAUCCCGGUUACCAGUAUAGCGUGCUCAUAAUCGGCGUCGACGGCGUAUCCCGCCUGAACGCCCACCGCCAGUUCCCGAAAACAGUCGGAUACCUGAAAGAACGCAUGGGCGCCGUUGAAAUGUACGGCUACACAAAGGUGGGCGACAAUACUUUUCCCAACCUCGUCCCUCUUCUGACGGGCCUUACCGAAAAAGAGUUGGCCUUCGAAGUCUGGGCGGAGGGCGAAUACCUAGACAGUCUGCCCAUGCUGUGGAAGUCUUUCGCGGCCAACGGCUACAGCACACUCUAUGCUGAAGACAAUCCGACUCUCUCUACCUUCAACUACCUCAAGGAAGGCUUUCUUAACCAACCUACAGAUUACUACCUCAGGCCGUUCUUGAGCACGUGCGAGCGCGAGACAGGUCACCGCAAGCCCCUCAACUGUUACCACUGUGUCGGCGCCCAGUCAGAAACAGAAAUCGUGCUCGAUUGGCUUCGUUCGUACAAAGAACUGAUGUUAAGGUGGCCUUCCUUCGCCUUCGUCUGGGUUAACAGCGCCACCCACGACGACUUUAAUGGCGGAUCAAGCGUGGACCAUCUCUACAGGUCAUUCUUGGAAAACCUACACCAAGGAGCCUACCUGCAGAAUACAAUCGUGCUCUUUAUGAGUGAUCACGGCUUUCGCUGGAGUCCCAUAAGAGAGACUCACGCCGGAAUCCUCGAGGACAGGCUUCCCUCUCUGUUCAUUAGCUUUCCCCCAACGUUCCGGCGCCAUCAUCCGGAGAUAAUGAGGAACGUUCACGUCAACGCCAGGCGUCUAACGACACCGUUCGACCUGCACACCACUCUGGCGUGUCUCAGCAACUUCGACGGCAAGCCGAGACCCCUGGACCUGGACGACUACCCGGACCAUCUGCACUCGGCCGUGCUGGAAAGGGCGCUCAACCUGUUCGGCGAAGUUCCCUACAAUAGGACUUGCGAGGAGGCCGCGAUCGACGGCCAUUGGUGCGCUUGUAGAGAGAGCGUGGUCGAGGAUCCCAAGAGCGACGCCGUUGCACGAGCUGCGUCCGUAUUGAUCGACAACAUCAACGGAUUUAUUGCUUCUCACAAGAGCAGGUGUGCUAGUCUCAAGCUGGCGUCCGUGAAAAGCGCUCGCACAUACCUGCGUGGCUUGGCUGCAACAACUUCGCUAGACUACGUGCUUCAAGUGGAAACCGCACCAGGAGGCGCUGUUUUUGAGGCCACCGUGCGAACGUAUAACAACGGGAAGCCUGCGAAUUUACUCGGGGACGUGUCGAGAUUAAACUUGUACAGGGGUGCUGCGGACUGCAUAGAAAUUGCGCACUUGAAGAAGUUUUGUUCUUGUAUUACGGUUCACGAGAAACCUGGUCAAUUAAACAGCGUUGAUAAGAGCUAAAAUGGUGUGCGUGUUUAGGAAUGAUAUAGAGUACUGGUGACAUAUGUGGGCGCAAUAAGCGCAGGAGACACUUGUCCAAAGGUAGUAUUUUAUUCAUUUUAGUUCAUAUUAGGGUAUCUGCCUUAAAGUUACUGUAUAUCUGCUGCUUAAACUUUCUGACAACACGGCUCCUAAACAAACUUCUGCAUAGCCUUCACGCUUUGAAUGUCGAUCAAGACAAUACAGAGUUUCAAAUUUUGAUCAGAUCGGCACACUGCCAAGAGCAAUCCAACGAAUGGUACUUAGCGCACUCACACCUUAGUUAUUGAUGCAGCUAAUUCUCCCAGUCGCAGAUAAUGCAUCUUGGAAUGAUAAAAACAAUCCACUUUCUAUUAGCUUUUUGAUAUAAACAUAUAUUACCACUGACCAAAAAAUAUAUUAACAUACCUUGAAUAAGGCUGAAUAAGAUGAUGUGCUGUGUGACACCGGCUGUAACCUGUAAGCGAUGUUAUGCACGAAAAAUAAAAGCGGUAGCAAUCUUUCGCUUUUUAAAGAGUGCGAAUUGGCAUUGCGAUUUCAUUUCGCAAAUCUUUCACUGACUACUUUCCCACUCAUUAAAAUGGAGACUGAUACAACCUUCAUCAAGGUAAUCAAAAUAAGCUGGUCCAUGGGUUUUAUUAUUUGCCCACAAUUCAAAUGAAUGUAGAUAAACGAAGAAAACCUCGUCGAACUACUUUAUGCUGUACUUAAUACACAUGUGAAGAAAAAAAUGAUAAGCAGCAAUGCGAGACCUCAUACAAUUUAUUUGGUUUCGUUGAUGUUAAAUACAAUUCAAUUGUUUUCGAGGGGGGGGGGGGUCGGAGAAGAUCAAUUGCGAUUCCACAAAAUAUCUGUUCACUGAGCAGAAUAUCCCGUCAAUAUGGCACACCAGACCUUGGAACGCUACACUGCGACUGACGAUCAGCUUAUGGUCUAACCAGCUCAGGCAAUACGGUAAUGCAAUGUACUGUAUAGUGUACAAUAAAUAGAUUCGGUUGGGUC